CUGAUUUGCUACGCUAAAUCUUAAAUUAGAUACAUAUGUUCCAGAACUAAUUUAGCGAUCUAUAAAAACCUCGUUUUAAAGCAAAGUCAAUAUAUUUCUUAAGCAAAUCUAGAGACUAACUCAACAUGGCUCACAUUGGAACUUUUAUAGCAAUUGCUCUGCUCGCCGCUGCGGCUCCGCCUUCUUGUCCAGGAGGUUGUGCUGGUUGGGUGCAACAUGGCUAAAAUGAUGAUUAAAUAAAGCAUGAUUUUAUUUGAAUACAUACUGGCAUUGAGAACAUAA
Messenger RNA from Drosophila simulans, 282 nucleotides. RefSeq lists its product as uncharacterized. Lineage: Eukaryota; Metazoa; Arthropoda; Insecta; Diptera; Drosophilidae. The coding region runs from base 126 to 224 and encodes 32 amino acids. The transcript has 2 exons. The record is from RefSeq and is a predicted model, not a curated record.